AUGAAUGACAUUCCUUUCAGAGUGGUAGAGUUAGAAAACCUUGUUUCCAAUCAUUCCAAAGAAGAAGCUUCAUCGAAUGCUCUUUUGAAAGACAAAGAGCUGCAAGUGAGCUCAUUAAUGAAGGAGUUGGAUGGCUUGAAAGAUAUUCUCUCUAAAAAAGACGAAGUUAUUUCACAACUUCACUCUUUAUUCUCAUUGAUAUAUGAAAGGGGGUUAGGAAAGAAGAUUGACUCGGAGCCGCAUGAUCGAGAUUCUCUGGAGAAGGCAAUGUCACAAAUCAUGCAGUCGAUCGCCUCGAAAGAAGAUGCGUACGAAAAACUUCAAAAUGAUAAUAAGGCUAUACAUAAGGAAAUUCUGCUCUGUCAAAAAGAACUGGAGGCAGAAAAAUCAAAAGUCACUGAUCUUGAAGAACUUCGCAUCAAGGAGAAGACGGGAGCAGAUGAGAAGAUAGCAACUCUAACACGGAAGCUUUCAUCGGAGGAGAAGGAACAUGCGGAGAAAAUGCAAGCACUGAGGGAUGAGUUGACUGCCGAAUGUGAAGCUCUAAAAGAUAAAAUCACUGCUAUGGAAGAAGCAGGUGAGAAGCAAGUCGAAGAUCGUCUUUUGUUGUUAGAGACUCGCUAUCAGCUUGAACUGUCUGAUCGCGAAAAGGUUUUUGAAAAGGAGAAAGAAGAUUGGAAUAGGAAAUCACGUGGUCUCGAGGUUGCACUAGCAGCAAAGGAUGAGGAAAAGGUCUGGUUUAUUUUCUUAGUUAUUUCUCGAGUCAUGUAUUAGUA
This is a messenger RNA of Cylicostephanus goldi, 776 nucleotides long. The record is from the annotation of a GenBank genome assembly. NCBI's taxonomy places the organism in Eukaryota, Metazoa, Nematoda, Chromadorea, Rhabditida, Strongylidae.